ACCUUCCUCCGCGCCCUCUCCCCACCUCCCCCGUCACCUGCUCCUCCUCCUCGGUCCCGCCCAGAGCGCUGGCAGCCCCGGCUCCCCGGAGCGGGGAAGAGAAGAGGGGGUGAAGGAAGCGAUACAAAGGGCGGGGCAGCGGGAGGAGGGGACGAGGGGCUCGCCUGGGAGGGCGGCGGCGUCUGGCGCUGGCGGUGGCGCGGCGCGGGCAUGGACGCCGAGUACCCUACCUUCGAGCCCCCGCUCUGCAGCGAGCUCAAGCACCUGUGUAAGCGGCUGCAGGAGGCGUACCGGGAGCUGAAGGAGGACCUCACGCCUUUCAAAGAUGACCGCUACUACAGGCUGGCGCCCAUGCGGCUGUACACGCUCUCCAAGCGCCACUUCGUCCUCGUGUUCAUCGUCUUCUUCGUCUGUUUUGGCCUGACCGUCUUCAUCGGGAUCAAAGGGCCCAAAGUGAUCCAGACUUCGGCAGCUAACUUUUCACUAAAUAAUAGCAAAAAGCUAAAGCCAAUUCAAAUACGUUCCAAUCCACUGUCUACAUAUAAUCAGCAACUAUGGCUGACAUGUGCUGUUGAGUUGGAUCAAUCAAAAGACACGUCUAUUAAGACGACCUUUCUAAUGACUGUUAAAGUCAAUGGUGUAACUCAAGAUGGAACCACCACGUUCAUUCAUAACAAAGUUCACAGUCGGACAAGGACCCUCGCAUGUGCAGCGAAGUGUGCAGAAAUUAUCGUGGCUCACCUCGGCUACUUGAAUUACACUCAGUACACAGUGACUGUGGGAUUUGAACACGUGGAUCUACCCAUCAAGGAAAUGAAUUUUACAUGGAAGACUUACGACCCUGCAUUUUCCCAGUGGGAAGUGUGGUUCCGGUUCGUCUUUCUGGUGCUUACUUUCAUUGUCACUUGCCUGUUCGCACAUUCCCUCCGGAAGUUUUCCAUGCGGGACUGGGGGAUCGAGCAGAAGUGGAUGUCCAUCCUUUUGCCUCUGCUGCUGCUUUACAACGAUCCGUUCUUCCCCCUGUCCUUUCUGGUGAACAGCUGGCUCCCGGGGAUGCUGGACGACCUCUUCCAGUCUGUGUUCCUGUGCGCCUUGCUGCUCUUCUGGCUGUGUGUGUCCCACGGGAUACGGGUCCAGGGAGAAAGGCGGUGUUUGACUUUCUAUUUGCCUAAAUUCUUCAUUGUUGGACUAUUGUGGUUGGCUUCUGUCACGCUGGGAAUAUGGCAGACAGUUAAUGAAUUACACGAUCCAAUGUACCAGUAUCGAGUUGAUACAGGAAAUUUUCAGGGAAUGAAGAUUUUCUUCAUGGUGGUGGCAGUGGUGUAUAUUUUAUAUCUUCUGUUCCUGAUAGUGCGGGCCUGUUCUGAGCUGCGUCACAUGCCUUAUGUAGAUCUCAGGUUAAAAUUUUUGACUGCAUUGACUUUUGUAGUGCUUGUCAUUAGCAUCGUCAUCCUUUAUUUAAGGUUCGGAGCACAAGUUUUACAAGACAAUUUUGUAGCUGAACUGUCAACUCACUACCAGAAUUCAGCUGAAUUCUUGUCUUUCUACGGCUUGUUGAACUUUUACCUCUACACGUUGGCCUUUGUGUACUCUCCAUCGAAGAACGCCCUGUAUGAGUCGCAGCUGAAAGACAACCCUGCGUUCUCCAUGCUAAAUGACUCCGACGAUGAUGUCAUCUACGGGAGUGACUAUGAAGAAAUGCCCCUGCAGAACGGCCAAGCCAUUCGGGCCCAGUACAAGGAGGGGUCUGAGAGCGACUGAGCUGGCGGGGCGGCCCGGCGGGGUCGGGGGUCACGACAUGGCCAGGAGCCUGCUCUCCUGCAGCGACCGUCCUGGAUGCAGACUUGUCUUAAAAGCAGACAUUUCCUGGUCUUUAUUUGUUUACAUAUUUUUUAAGGAAAACCAAAACUGAGGACAAAUUUAAAUGUUGGGCCCAAUUUAUUAUUAGAGUGGUUAUAUUUAUUUAGGAAGAAAGGUGAUGAUAAAAAGAUUAAACAGCCAAAUCCUUUUUCAAAGAUUACAGAUGAGAGCGAGCUUGUUUUCAGUGGUGAGGAGGAAAUGACUCCUGUUUGUAGUAGAGAAUUAUGUACUUAUUUCAAAAAUAAUGUACAGAUUCCACGUUCAUGGCAAUCUUUUGAGUCAGGUCCACAGCGUGGCAGCAUUUCUCCUCUCUCUGUGUCCCCUGUGCCGUGGUACUGCGACUCUCAACUCCGAGGGAAGCCUGUUUCUGUGGUUGCGUCACCAGGGCUUGUCCUUCCCCGAGUGGCCUGCGCUCUGGAUAACCAAGCACCUUAAGUGACUGGUUUUGGGUGUUUACUGAACAGGUGGUAAUCAUGCUAACCAGGUUACAGCAUUGCUUCCCCCUGGGAGUGUCAUGAUUCCGUGGUCUUGUUUCCUCAUUAUUGAGGCGUCCACUGAGUGGUAUCCUUUUUUGCCGAGCACCACUAGGGAAUGGUGACCACAGGAAGGACAGUGUGAAAUGCGGCAGUCAUGGCUCAGUAGGGAAAGUGGGGGUGACAGGUUCUAGCCCUUUCCCGCAAAGCAGAACUAGCGUGUGGAGUUAUGAUAGGCUCCCAAGGAAAGGCCUUGUAAGAUAACUGACAAGUUGCCAGCUCCAGUGGGAAGGGUCUUGCUGCCAGUUUUCCAAUUACGUACACGACUAUGGAUGGAUGACCCUGUGGUUGGGGUGAAGAAGGUAUCCAUUAAAUUCCAGUGAGCAGUCAUUUCUGCAGCCCUGCUCAAGACGACACCCUGUUGAGCUUUAUUUUUUUAAAUGAAAGCUAAACAAGUGAUUGAUAUAAUACUAUAGAUUCUUUAUUGCCAAACAGUUUUUCAGUUUCUCAUUUGGAAACUAGGUAAAAGAAAGUAAAACAUUCUAGAUGGUUUAUGGAAGAGCAUCUUUGGGUAGAAGUGUCUCACAAGGUGGUCCGGUGAGCAGGUGAGCAGGUGAGCAGGCGGCUCUUUGGAAAAGUCAAGUCUGGAGCUGCUGGAUGGCGGCCUCACAGAAGGCUCUGGACACUUGCAGUCCUGUCACUGGGGAGUCCGGUACGGUCCCGCCUUUGCUUCUUCUUUGCCAUGCUGUCUCUCUCGUGAACUGUUCCCGUAUAAUCAUUGCAGACAUCCUGAUUGCUGCCCUCUUGGGAUUGUUCUGCUCUGCAAAUAGUACCUACUUCUUCAUCUAUGCAUUACCUCUCAAAUUACCAUUCACAACUCAAAAUUACCUAGUACUAGGACCUUACAGAGGUUCGUGAGAAACCAUUAUGACUUCAUACCUUUCUUUUUAAUUUAAUAACAUACCUUUAAUGGGGAUUCCAUUUGCUUUUAGAACCCUGUAAAUAUGAAUGUUUGAAUUAAAACUAUCAUUGCAAGGGUAAUUCAAGUUUACAUGGUUUUUACAUUUGCAAUGGUGUGAUUACUUUUUUUGAUUCUGUGUACUUAGGAGGUAUUGAAAAAAAUUGUUACUAAAUUUUACAAAUUCUGUUAAGACUAACUAUAAAUAAUUUUAUGUAAAUUGACAAAAACUUGUGCUGAUUAAUGUAUUCUAUUACAGUAUGUGAUAUAGUUUACGUUUUAAUCAUUAUAAAGUACGUGUCCAUAAUUUGGAAUGCUGUUAUUUAUCAGUAAAUGUAAAAUAUUUGAGGCAUUUAGCCAUACACCUUAGAACUUUUUAAAAACUUGUCUUUGUCCUAUAGUGUAAUUAUAAACUGAUGACUGGUAUCUUCAUCUAUUGAUUCAUCAUGGCAUCAAGUCAAGGAAAUGAAAACUAUAGGAGUAUUUAUUUACUUUUUGUAACUGAAUUGGAAACAAGAAAAAAUUAACAGAAGUACUUAAGGGGAAAUGGUUAUUAAAUCAUGCAUUUUCAGUUUCUCUUCCUGGUGUAUCAUACAUAUCGACGUAUUACAUACUCCAUGUAAAAUUUUGCUUCAAGUAUAUUUUUGCAUGUAUUAUAUGUGCUCUAGGUAUUAGGUUAAAACACUAAAGUCCACCAGAAAUUUCAAACAGUAGCAAGAAAAAUUUUUUUUUUUGGAGAGCAUCGAAGUUUUGCAAACUUAAAUUAUGAAUUCAAAGGGCUGACUUUAGUUCUUCCAAGGUAACAGCUUGACUAACACCAUCUUUGGGAUAAUUUUUUAUACAGUGCAGUCUAGGGGAACCUGGAUGGUGACCAUAGGCAUUUAAGUUUCUCCAGGGAGAGCUUCAUUAUCCAUGUGGAUAAUAGGUCUGCUUGAUUUAUUAUUAAAUCAUUACAGCAGUGAAGUGCGGUUUUCUCUCUCUGAAGCCCCAUUUGAAACGCUAGAGAAGGGAUUAUAUAAAAUAUAUUUGUUUGUAAGAUUGUUCCUGUACAUAAUUAGAUUGCAAUAAAUUUAAAUACAUUAUGUAAACCCAACCCACUAAAUUGGCCAAUUACAAGACAAAUGUCACCAGCCCUGAACUAUUUACUGAAGGUAGUUAUGUUAAAUAGAUUAUGACGUGGUAACUUACUUCCUGGAAUCCUUUUCAUAGGGAAAAACACAGAAUCGCAUAGAAGGGAUGAUUAAGUGAGGGACCAGACCUAAAACACUGAAGUAUACUUACGUGCUUUGAGGGUUUUAGAAACCAAUUGCCUUAGAGGUUAGACUUUUGAGAAAAAAUCUUUUCCCCAGGCCAAAGGGAAGUUACUUUAGUCUGUAACAUCUUGUUAUCCUGUUUAUCUUGAGUUCACAUAUUUUAGAUAUACUGAUAACUAUAAUACCGUAUUAUGAAAGAGGAUUUUCUGCUAAUGAAAACUGCUUUUUCAGAAAGACUGUAAAUAUUUGUACAAAAAAACUACACUUUAAGCUCCAAAGGAAAUAUGCAGCUGUGUAUUGAUGGUGGAACUGUGCCAGUAAGCACAGCACCCAUUGCUGAGUGAGCCCAGUAAUCAAUCGAAAGUGAAUGUUUGUUUAUGGUAAAAUUUACAUUUAGGGAGUGGCUUCAUUCUGAGCCCACCUCUCUGGUAAAUGUUAAUAAAUUUUUAAUAUUUGAUCCUUA
Molecule: messenger RNA, 5007 nt
Organism: Rhinolophus ferrumequinum (greater horseshoe bat)
Lineage: Eukaryota; Metazoa; Chordata; Mammalia; Chiroptera; Rhinolophidae
Gene: TMEM181
Product: transmembrane protein 181
Exons: 17
Coding region: 211-1761 (516 amino acids)
Molecular function (GO): toxic substance binding
Source: RefSeq, a predicted model, not a curated record